Molecule: messenger RNA, 1971 nt
Organism: Alternaria infectoria
Lineage: Eukaryota; Fungi; Ascomycota; Dothideomycetes; Pleosporales; Pleosporaceae
Exons: 2
Coding region: 1-1971 (656 amino acids)
Source: RefSeq, a predicted model, not a curated record
AUGACUGUCUGUGGCUUCUACCAGCGGAAUGCAUGUAAAUUCGGUGGUAAGCUCAUCCGCUAUCCUUUACAGACAACUGUCUCACGCGAAGUAGAUUCCUGCAAAUUCGAGCACCCUGGAAGUUCGCGAGAUGCAGGUCGAGGCGGAGGUGGAGGCGGCUUCGGCGGAAGCUCCAACCGCUUCGGUGCUUUCAACGGCGACCGCUAUCGCCCAAGUGAUAACAGCGGGACUAAUUCAUUUGGUGGAAACCGUGAUCAAAAAUCAUCGACAUUCAGCUUAGACAAGGACGCUAUUCAGAUCGAUCUCGCCAAAGAGCGCCCGAUCUAUCCGCUUUCAUGCUACGGUCCAGGAAAAGAUGCUCCACGGCAGCUCAUCGAGGGGCCUGUCGAGAUCAGUCCAGAGGAGCUUCGAUCCCGGUACUACACAUUACGAGCGGCAGGCAAUGAGCCUACAGCGCAACAAGAAGAGGGAGCACUGAGCGAGAAGAUGCAGCAGCAAGUAAAGGCGAUUUUGGAUGAUAUCACAGGUGCUAUCAACUACGUCGCAGAGGGUGCCAACGUUCAUCCUAACCGUAUCGACAUCGCCAAGGGCACUGCAGCAAGCGGAUCAGCGAGCAAUCCUACUGGAUCGUCUAACACUGCUGCGAAUCCCUUCAUGAAAGCACAAGCGAAUCCGUUCCAGACUGCUGCAGCAUCAUCUCAACCAUCUGCGUUCGGGCAAGCUUCUACACCAGGAUUCGGCAAACCGGCCUUCGGCCAACCAGCACAGACAACUUCAACAUCGUCCUUCGGUGCAGCUUCUGCGUUGGGUAAUCCAGGAUUUGGCAAACCGGCCUUCGGUCAACCAGCUCAGACAAGUUCAACAUCGGCCUUCGGCGCUGCCUCUGCGGUAGGCCAGAAGCCAUCACCCUUUACUCAACCUUCAGCUUUGGGUGGUGGUAGUGGUAGUGCGUUUGGGAAGCCUGCUUUUGGUGCCUCCGGAUUCGGCCAACCGUCCAUGCCGGGCGCAGGUAGCGCAUUCGGUCAGGCCAGCAGUAUGGGUCAAGGUUCUGGAUCUGCUUUCGGCCAGCCAUCAGCACCAGGUGCGGCAUCGGGUUUCGGCCAAGUAAACGCUCUUGGACAAAAGCCAAGCCCAUUCAGCAAACCAGGUUUUGGCCAGAGCGGAUUCGGGCAGAUGGCUCAACCAGGUGCUAAUGCCUCUCCUUUUAGCCAGCAAGCUUCGUCUGGUGCGUCACCCUUUGGUCAGCAAGCCUCGUCAGGUCCAUCUCCAUUCGGCCACAAAGCACAGCAAUCAAGCCAGUCUUCACCAUUCGGUCAAGCAGCCCAACAACCAGCUCAAUCUGCACCAUUCGGUCAAGCAGGCCAGCAACCAGCUCAAAAUUCACCGUUUGGACAGCAAGCCCAACAGGUUCAGAAGCCAAAUCCGUUCGGUCAGCCUCAGCAGCCGUCUACACAAGCACCUGUACCUGCACCUGCACAGGCAAACCCCUUCGGCGGCGCCGCAGCGUCUCAAGCUCCGGCCUUCGGUCAACCAAGCAAACCGUCACCUUUCGGUACUCAACAGCCUCAGAACAACGCAACGCAGCCGGCAGCUGCCAACCCCUUCCUCAAGCCCCAAACAUCUGCCGCGCCAGCAGCCUCCACGCCUUCACCUUCUCCCUUCACCACCCAGACACAGAGCCAGCCUGGGAACCCUCCCGCCCCUGUCCAGGCUACCUCUCAGCCGGCUUCAAUAGCGCAGCCUAGCUCCGCACCGCGCCCCCAUGUUGAAGGUGUUACACCAGAUGGCAAGCCCAUCGAUCCCAAGGACCGUUACAAGGAAGGCAAACCAGAAGAGUAUGAGGGCGAGCAGGGUAGGAUUCUAGAGGAGAUCUACAAGCGUGUUGCUCAGCUCGGGCGAUUCAACGAUGAUGAAGACAUACCUGUUACGCCACCGAAGUGCGAGUGGAUCGCGCCGCUUACGCUGUUGUGA